This is a messenger RNA of Emiliania huxleyi CCMP1516, 906 nucleotides long. RefSeq lists its product as hypothetical. Bases 1 to 906 code for a protein of 301 amino acids. Lineage: Eukaryota; Haptophyta; Isochrysidales; Noelaerhabdaceae. The transcript has 3 exons. The record is from RefSeq and is a predicted model, not a curated record.
AUGACGUUGACCGCCGAUACGACCCUCUACCUCCACUACGAGGAGAGCUCACCCGAGUUCACGAUGAAAUGUACCGUCGGCGGAGAGGCUCUUGGCGCCGCCGCCGUCCUCGAGCGCUUUGCGCACGCCUACUCCAAGCAGACAGGCUCGCCGCUCGCGCCGGGAGGCCUCCACCUGCGAGACUCGCGCGGCGCCGCGAUCGCGUGCGGCGCGCUGCUUCCGUGCGGUCUAUCGAACGGGGCAGACCUCUUCGUCUCGGAGGGCUCGGCGAUUGCGUCGAGCCAGGCCAGGAUGGGAGAGCACUCCUACUACUACUCGGUGGGCAAGGCCGGCGACCCGGAGCGGCCGCCAGUGCCGCAGCCACAGCGCACGUGUGUGGAGCGGGUGGCCGCGGGCGCGCCCGAGGCGACCAUCUCUUCCUUCUCCUUCGAGGACACCGAUGCGCUCGUCAAGCUCCACAUCCCGCUCGCCGGCGCCGGAUCGCUGCCCGCAGGCGCCGCCUCUUCCCUCUCGCCCCCGCUGCCUGCCCGCAGCCUCUCACCUCUCACCCCUCGCUGCCGCCACCGCCGCGCAGGCGCGAUCCGAUGCGACGUGCGGCACCGCUCAUUCGACCUGCGCGUGACGACGGCGGGCCGGCUGCUGCGGCUGCACGUGCGUGCCCUCCGCCCGCGGCGCUGCACCGCUUCACGGGCGGGAGAGGGCUCCACCACCUCCACCCCCUCCGACCACAUGGCCGUGUUUGGCAAAACGAUGGGCGAGGGUGGUAUGGCGGGCAAGUUGCUCCUCGUGCUCGCCAAGGCCGAGGCGAAGCAGUGGUUCGAGCUGCGAAAGAGCAAGGGCGUCGGCGACACCGAGUUCCUCAAGCUCGUCCCCGACUCGGGAGAGACUCGCACCAUCAUCGUCUGA